CGCUUUUUUAAUUCUAUAGCGCACUUUCAUAAUCGGGAGAUGAUCGGGCGUUGGCAACACUGCUCAACAGUUCGGUUGAACACGCCGAUAAGAGCGUUUGUGUAUUCUGUUGAGGCGCACGAGCGAUAACCGCGCACGCGCUUUCGCGAUCUCAGUGAUCCAGAAUAGUUGGGAAAUAUAAAUUCAUGUUACGAAAUCGCAAAUCAACGAAAGUGACAGUUUGAGACAUUUCUGAUUUCGGGGUGUCUAAAGAUAGUAAUACAGUUGGAUUUAUUAUGACCGUGUAGAAAAGAAAAUUUCGAUGUCCUAACAACCUGACAACUCUUAGUGUAAAAAAGGUUACGGUGCAAGUUUGAGUGUAGAAAAGUGUUGUAAUGGGGUAGGGUGGCUGUACGAGGUAGGCCACGUGAAGAUGAGCGCGGUGUGUGCGCUGGACGCAGGCGGGCGGUUGUCGCUGCAGCAGAUCCUGCAGGCGUUCAAUUCCAACGUAAGCGAGGAACAUGCAUGGGCACUGUGCCAUCAGGCGGCGCGCUGCUUCCAGCGGUGUUUGUCUUCCGGCACCUCGCCACCGCCCGCCUGCUUUCUGCCAACUCGGCCCUCGCAUCUGCUGCUACAUGCCGAUGGCUCCGUGCACCCCGACACGCUGCUCGACCCCACAGAUGACAGUAGCAGGCCUAGAGUGAAAUCGGAAUAUGAGGUGGUGGUGAGCUUGGGGCUGGUGGUGUACCGCGCUUUGGACCACACGCACGGCGAUGACGAGGAGCGACUAAUCUCGCCCGACCUCGAGGCGCUCAUCUCCGACAUGACUCUCUCUAACGGAAACCUUACCGAGGAAGAGGAGUGCGGUCUGUCGGAAUCGCUGGAGAGCGGGCGUGGCGAUACCGACGACGAGGGCAUCGAGAGAGACGCCGAACCGCCGCAAGCUCGUCAGCGACGCCUCGCGCUGUUCCUGCUCGAGGACGUCGUCGAGCGUUGCGUGUGGCACGCGGGGGUGGGUCGCGGUAGAGGCGCGCGAGAGACUGCGGCGGCGCACUAUCGCGCCGUGUGCCGGGCGCUGGUCGCCGAGGCGCUGGAGCUGGCGUCGUUCUUGGCGCGAGUCAGGGUCACAACCGCCAGGGACCUCGGCGCCACAGAUGACUCCGCUUCGCAUCUCGACACACUGCUGUUCUCCGACUGGUCCAACCGCAGGAUCUGGAGGGCCCUUCAAGCGCGGUUCUGGAUGCAGGUGAUCGGCGAGCUACGCAUGGGCGUAAAGCUGAAGAAGGUGAGCCACUCGCGCACGCCCAUCGAGUACGAGUUGACGCCCUACGAGAUCCUCAUGGACGACAUCCGCUCGCGGCGCUACACGCUGCGGAAAGUGGACUCCAGCAUCCCGCACAAUGUCAAGAAAGACGCACACGCUAUGAUUCUCGAAUUUAUUAGAAGUAGACCUCCUCUCAAAAAGGCGUCGGAGCGCCAACUGCCCCCGGCCAAGCGGGAGACCACGCCUCGAGAGCAGCUGCUGCGCUCCAUCCGCCUGGGCCGACCGCUGCGACCCACGCCCCGAGUCAACAUAGAGCGGAGAAAAAGCGAGGCGAAGGUGCGGCGGCGGCGAGUGUCCCCCGCGGGGGGACGCAGCCCCGACGAGCCGCCGCUGGACGUGGCUCAGCACAAGGCCUACUGGGGCAGCGUCGCGCGCGCACGACCCCGCACCGAGGCAAGCGGCAGCGUGAGCGGAGGCGGAUCGGAGGAUAGGCGAGCUGGAAGUGACGUCACGCGACGAACGAGCGGUGACGUCACGCCGCACAAGCAGCCGCAGAGGAGACUCAUCAAAGUUGACUUCGAUAACCUCGAAGACGAUGAAGACGACGAGGAGACGGAGAAGUGCGCUUCCCCCCCGCGGCCUUUGCCCAGGCACUCGGCGCCGCCCAAGCCCUGGAAGAGAACCGCGUCCCGACCGAGAGUGCCGCCGCGGGCGCGUCUCUCUCACGACGAGUACCACCAGUUCUGCGACGAGACCCUCGAAUCGUACGACCUGGCGACGCAGUGCCCGUCGCGGCGCGCCUCCGUGCGGCGCCACUCGCUGGCGAACGCGGCGACGGGACCCACCGGGGCGCCGGGCGCUCGGUCGGUGCCCCACUCGAGGCCCGAGUCGCGGGGUUCCCUCGGCGGCCUGAGCGACGACGCCGAGUCGAGCUGGUCCCGAUCGUCCCUGAGGGACGACCUCGUCGAAUCGGUCAGUAUGCUCGUCGGCCGCUCGGCCUCGCUCGGGCCGAGGGCGGUCGUCGCUGACGGGCCUCCGCGUCGUGCGCAGAAGCGGUGGCGGGACGCGCUGCUGAGCGAGGAGCGGCUGUCGCUGACCCUCGAGGAGAUCGUGCACAUCCGGUCGGUGCUCACGAAGGCGGAGCUGGAGGUGCUGCCCGUCGAGGGCCGCGUCAAGGAGGACGUCGAGAAGAGGCGCGUGUGCUUCCUCUGCCUCAAGACCCGCUUCGGCAUCUUCGGUCCCUGGGGACAGAGGUGCAAGCUCUGCAAGAGGACCGUCUGCCACCGCUGUUGCACCAAGAUGCGCAUCCCGACGGAGCAUUUCGCGCACGUGCCCGUCGUGCUGCUGAGUCCUUCCUUGCUGCCUUCGCCCCCCGACGAGGAGCCCCCGCCGCCGCCUCGCUCGCUGCUGGCUCGGCUCGCCGCCCCGGGCGGCAGCGUGGAGAACAGCGUGGGCAGCGCGCCGAGCAGUCCGGCCGCCGCGAGGCGGACGGCGGGGUCGGAAGGCGGCGGGUCGGAGGGCGGCGGGUCGGCGCCGGGGUCGCGGGGCGGCUCGGCUCUCGGGUGGUGGGACGGCGGCGCCAUGACGCGCAGCGUCGAGGGGCCCGCCAGUCUUCCCGCCGCCGAGAGGCUGCGCGGCGUGCCGAUGGCCGUGUGCCUGGACUGCAAGGCGCUGGUGCUGCAGAUCAUCAAGUCGUCCCGCGCCUGUCGCUCGGCGGAGCGAGACCGCGCUCUGCGGCACCUCACGCUGGACCUGACGCCCCUCUACCCCGCCGCCGACCGCUAGCGACCGGUGACGAGCGAGACGCACAUUUCCCGAUAGAACUAUUUGACCUCCCGAAGCGCGUCCCGACGACGACCUGAUGCCGUGCCAUAUUAUUACCCCCGGACCCCCCUCGACGACCCGUGAUUCGGUCGCUCGUUAGCUUUUUAUUUCACCUCAUGAAGUUUAAACCGAAUCUGAAUUUACGUUUGAUCUUCCGUUUACGCUUUUACGCUUUUUAAUAUUCACUCAACUUGACACGAGCGAUCGUCCUCUUCGUUCCUGUGAACCCUUCUUCGUCUUCGAGAGAUCGACCUCGCCUCCGCCCUCGAUUCGUUCGAUCGUCUGUUCCGAGAGCGAAAUUUAACAUAUGUAUAUAUUAAAGAAAAUUAUUCGCUUUAGCCGUAAGUUUGAUGGAAAAUAUGUGUAAAAUACUCGUCGGUAUGUCUCGCGUUGAGCUGUCUCGCCACAAAACUAUAGUUCUUGGAAAAAUUUAUCUUUAAACUGUUAUUUAUUAAACCGAGAGAAGAGAACGGAGCCGCCGCGGAGUCGGUCUUGUGAUGAAAUCCAUCUAGUGUUUGCGAAAACGGACUGUUUUAUUUCAAUUCUACUAUUAAAAACUUCGUCUGGCCGAGGAGCACCCUCGCAAAGAUCGCCCGACUCGUCGAGCCGAACGGUGGCCCGCAGACGCCGGAUGGAUCUCGUCUCGAAACCUUAAGAUUGUAAUAUAGUGUAUUUAGAAUUAUUAUGAGAUUAGAUGUUAUAACAGAAUGAAUAUAUUAAAUCAAUUUAAAAUAG
This is a messenger RNA of Pieris napi, 3802 nucleotides long. It is a transcript of the gene spir, whose product is annotated as protein spire. NCBI's taxonomy places the organism in Eukaryota, Metazoa, Arthropoda, Insecta, Lepidoptera, Pieridae. The coding region runs from base 413 to 3028 and encodes 871 amino acids. Gene Ontology annotation, molecular function: actin binding. Gene Ontology annotation, cellular component: cell cortex; cytoplasmic vesicle membrane. The record is from RefSeq and is a predicted model, not a curated record. The transcript has 16 exons. Gene Ontology annotation, biological process: actin nucleation; actin filament network formation; cleavage furrow formation.